GGUGGUGGUUAUUACUGCAGUGCAGUCCAGUACUACAUUGUGUGAGCUACUGCAGCUUACUUUACUCAAAUUGAACAUCUCAUUACUUAGCAGGCAUUGUCUGAUGCCAUCGCCAGACUGGGAGGACUGGCUUACUGAAGAUGCUCUUGAUAUUGAUUUUCUUGAGCAAGUUGAAGCUCAGCACCUGACAAGCUCCAAUAAAAAUGAGGCCGGCAAUGCAGCAACAAGAGGACUUGUCACAUUUGAGUGCUCUGGGGCUGCUCUCCUCAAUCAGAAAGUUGGUGUUGAAGGCAGUAUAGUGCAGAGCGGAGCUCUGUCUGCUGUGAUACAUGGACAAUCCUUGUGUACCUGGAAGGAGCUUUGCAGCAGCAGCAAUGCUGUCACUCAAGAUGUGCCUGUGGUCUUUCAAUUACCUUGUUCUCCAGACAUGCUACUUUUCAACAGGGAUCACUUCAUUAAUGGAGUCAGGCAAAGCAUCAAUGUCUUGGAACAACAAUGCAAUAAGGUAUCUACUCUUGGCCUGCCUCAGUUGGGUAGCACAAUGUGGACUACUGCAGAGCAGCUGCGGCAGCAAGUUGUUAUGCUGUACAACUGCCUCUGGUGCUUCCUUGAUGAUAACAUAAAGACUAGUUUGAAUGAUUCCAAUCAGGUUGCUUGUAAGUCAGUAUGUGCAGAUGUGAUUGGGGAUAUCUUAGAUCUUCUAAACUAUAUUGGUCCAUUGUCUGAGUUGAAUCAACAUGUCACCUCAGCUGUGUCCCCUUUGGGCAACCAGUGUCCAUCGGCUGCGUAUCAUCUGUUCCACCUGCACCUGGACAUAAGAUGGUGGAGCCUGGCCAUAAUAUACAUGCUGGAGACACGUUUAGGCUCGUUGCCUGUUCCUCCAAGUCACCCAUACUGUUCCGGUCCACCUCUACUGAGGGAGCCGCUCACAGUGAUGGCUUCUAGUAACACUGCACACGAGGCUCAAUCCAUGAUGGCUAGUGGCUUAAGUGACAGUGAUGGUCACUUCACUCAGUGCGUUGUCUUUAUCCUCUGGGACCUGAUGACGCUUAUGGCACGGCAAGUUUCCAAGGCCUCUUUAAGCAUGCCUGCUGAGGAUGGAAGACAGGGAGCAGGUUUACCCUGCAGCUGCAGCCAUGAAGUUGCGCUCACGGUACUUCUAUUGUCACAACAACACCACCAGGACCUAGGCACUUCGUCAUUUUGGGACCUGCUUCGACCACGGCUUCUCUUCCUCUCACGUCAAGUGCAAGAUUCCGUUUUGAACCUCGGUGCUCAGUCUUCCUCGUUACCUCAGCUUCCUCCAGCCGAGCUCAAAGGCAUUCAUCCUGCUCUUCCUUUUGAGAUCUUGCUAACAUUUGCUAAAUGUUUAUGCUUCAACGAGCACGGGCAUGCCAUCCCUUCUAAAGAUCCUCGUAUGGUCACUGGCGCGCAGCUGUUAAUGGAGCUGCUGAAUCAUCUGUUGACGGAGCGUCCUACAAGACAUCAGUUAUCAAGCAGCAGCAGCGGCAACAGCAGCGGAGGUAGCGCGUCUGUUGCUGCAGGCAGCAGCACCACAGCUCCUGUCAAGUCCAGUUUACCUGAGGAGUCUAUGCGUCGCGUCAUGCGGUGUUGCGUGCAUCUUACAUCGAUGUGGGUGGCUGAGCCCCGCUGCCUCCAGGUGGCAAUGCUCGUGUGGGAGAAAUAUUUUGCAAGAAACCUUGACAGCUCCUUCCUCCUCACGGGGGCUAAUUCUAUGCACGGACUUGCGUGUGUCAGUUCCCAAGCUCGCGAGUGGGUCGUGGCCGCUAGACAGCGCAGCAGCGAUCCCACGCAGCUGUCUUCCAAUGAGUCCUCCUGGAACAUCUUCCUCAGAAUUGUUGGCGAGUGUUAA
This is a messenger RNA of Hyalella azteca, 1873 nucleotides long. Its product is annotated as protein MMS22-like. Gene Ontology annotation, biological process: replication fork processing; double-strand break repair via homologous recombination. Lineage: Eukaryota; Metazoa; Arthropoda; Malacostraca; Amphipoda; Hyalellidae. The record is from RefSeq and is a predicted model, not a curated record. Gene Ontology annotation, cellular component: nuclear replication fork. The coding region runs from base 104 to 1873 and encodes 589 amino acids. The transcript has 10 exons.